This is a messenger RNA of Polyodon spathula (Mississippi paddlefish), 514 nucleotides long. Its product is annotated as sodium channel protein 1 brain-like. NCBI's taxonomy places the organism in Eukaryota, Metazoa, Chordata, Actinopteri, Acipenseriformes, Polyodontidae. The transcript has 4 exons. Gene Ontology annotation, molecular function: voltage-gated sodium channel activity. The coding region runs from base 35 to 514 and encodes 159 amino acids. Gene Ontology annotation, cellular component: plasma membrane; voltage-gated sodium channel complex. The record is from RefSeq and is a predicted model, not a curated record. Gene Ontology annotation, biological process: membrane depolarization during action potential; sodium ion transmembrane transport; neuronal action potential.
UGAUUUCACCAUUGUUUUAACCAUUUUUGUCAAUAUGUUACUGCUGGCAGUAAACAAGAAUUUCGUAGCAGCAGAUUACUUGUUUACAGUCAUAUACUCAGUGGAAAUGAUUAUUAAGGUGCUGGCUCAAGGAUUUGUCUUUCACAAAUUUGCAUACCUAAAAAAUGCAUGGAACUGGUUGGACUUCACAGUAAUCCUACUAGCCUACCUGACCCUGGCGUUCCCUUUUCUACCCGGACUGUCAGCUCUGAGAGCUUUCAGAGCGAUGAAGAUGAUAGCAAUCCUUCCAGGACUGAAGACCAUUAUUAGUGUUAUUUUUAAAUCAGCCAAACUCUUGCUGGAAGUUUUGCUUCUCAUGCUCUUCGCAUUGCUAGUGAUCGCUCUGUUUGGACUGCAGCUGUUCAAAGGGGCUCUUAGACACAAGUGCAUUCUCAACGUUGACGCCAACUUCAAUUUAUCUGAUGAAGACUGGGAUAUCUUCAUCCACAAUACAUGUAAUUACUUUUGCUUUUAA